CAUUGCCAAGCAACCGCGCAAGGUCCACAAGUAGCCAAAAGAUGGAGGCACAGGCCAAGGCAGGUGCUAGAGGUGCCAGGGGCGGGACGAAGGUGGCCAUGGUGUACUACUCCAAGUACGUCAAGACCCAGAACAGCCCUGCCGUGAGUAUUGGUAUAGCACAGCAGCUCGAGUCUACAGCCGCCGCCGUCGUAGGAGUAGCAGGAGGCGGCGGCGACGCGGACGUCGACGAGAGGGCGUCGGCUUUCAUACUGGCAGUCCGGGAGCGGUUCAGGAACGAGAACAAGUAUUAACCUAGCUAGCUCAUCCGGUGAGGAAGCUCCGGAAGAGGUUAAUAUUUACAGCAAUGUCUUCCGGGUCGCCAUGGACGAUGUGUAGCUAGGUAAAGAAGAAAAAAAAAAGUAGCUCUUGAUUGCGUGCUAUAUACAUGCACCUUUGAUGUCUCCUCUUCCCUCUUUCUUUAGGGCCGCCUACGGUUGUAUGUACCUGAAGAAUGGAACAAGUGAAAAAAAAAUUAACUAUGCAUGCAUGAGAGUUCUACGUUUAA
Molecule: messenger RNA, 547 nt
Organism: Zea mays
Lineage: Eukaryota; Viridiplantae; Streptophyta; Magnoliopsida; Poales; Poaceae
Exons: 1
Coding region: 42-293 (83 amino acids)
Source: RefSeq, a predicted model, not a curated record